This is a messenger RNA of Physcomitrium patens, 895 nucleotides long. RefSeq lists its product as uncharacterized. The record is from RefSeq and is a predicted model, not a curated record. Lineage: Eukaryota; Viridiplantae; Streptophyta; Bryopsida; Funariales; Funariaceae.
CUCUGAGCCUGCAAACCUGGCUUCCUCGUCGCGGACCUGCUUUCGAAGCUUUUCGACGUGAUCCGCUUGCGUUUUUUUUUGUAAUUUUUUUUAAUAGAUUUUGGGGGUGUGUGAAUGCGAUAUUGCGAAGCUGGGGGAUCGAAUUACGAUAACAGGGGUUGAGUGAGGAAGGCAGGACAGGAACGCAUGAAGCCUUGUGCGAUGGCGCGUGCGGUUUCGUUCGUGUUUCUGGCGCUCGGGGUGGUGGUGAUGGUUGCCGCGGAUUCGGUCAUCGAUGAGCUGGAGAAGAACGGCCUGCCUGUGGGGCUGCUCCCGAGCUCCGUUCAGAGUUACUCGAUUGGGGCGAAGGGCGAUUUCUCGGUGUCACUGGAGGCGCCUUGCUAUGCCAAGAUUGAAGACCAGCCGGCAUAUUACAGCAAGCAUAUCACGGGAAAGCUUAAGUAUGGCUCCAUCAGCAACCUGAGCGGAAUCCAGACAAAGCAGCUGUUCGUUUGGUUGCCAGUGACAGGAAUCUAUGUGGAUAUUCCAGCCACACCCUACAUCUACUUCGAGGUCGGUGUGUUGACAAAGCGACUUUCGAUUGCCAUAUUCGAGACACCUCCAAGGUGCUCCUCCCAUGGCGUUGAUACCGGUAUCCACGUCCCCAAUUUGGCUGAAUUUAUGACUUCUCGACCAAGGAAGGCGAUACAGUGACACACCUGUGACACAAGCUACCGAAUCCACGUGUUCAGAGAGAUCUGCGAUAGUUGAUAGUUGUUUUGCAUGUAACUUAUUGACUUCCUUAAGUGCGAGAGUGUGUUUGUUGCUUCUUAAGGAAAGCACGGAAUGUAAAUUUCAAUAUAAAUACUUUAUUCCUACAAAGGGCUGUUAAUGCAGUUCACCCGUAUGCCCACUA